Molecule: messenger RNA, 1181 nt
Organism: Daucus carota subsp. sativus
Lineage: Eukaryota; Viridiplantae; Streptophyta; Magnoliopsida; Apiales; Apiaceae
Exons: 5
Coding region: 151-990 (279 amino acids)
Source: RefSeq, a predicted model, not a curated record
UAUUUCCAGAGCCAGUAGUGUGUAAAUGUGUGUUACCAUUUCUGAUUUGAGGUUGGACAACAUUUGUAAAACUACAUUUGUAACUAGUUGGGUGAUUUGGUUGGGUCUGGAUUGCAAUUUGCAAGCAACAAUACACAAGAACAGAGAAACAUGAAUAAUUUACGAGGAGCGAUCUGUAGAAGCCAGCCUUUAAUUGCUUCAUCUUGUCACAGAUUUCGAUGCAUCAUAUCUCAGCCCACAAUUAGGGUUUCACUCCCUAGUUACAAGCCUCAUCGUGUCUCUAUUUUUUCGGAUGUCUCGAAAGGCGAGCCAUGGCUUGGAUUCAACCACCAGCGUAGAACUUUGAUUCAAGCUGCUAAUUGGACUGAUGGAAGCUCUCCUUACGAUAUUCUCGAGCUAGAAGGUGAUGCCGAUGAUGAAAACAUAAAGAUAGCUUACCGCCGUUUGGCAAAGUUCUAUCACCCUGAUGUUUAUGAUGGCAGAGGGACGCUUGAAGAAGGAGAGACAGCUGAAACUCGAUUUAUUAAGAUUCAAGCUGCUUAUGAGUUGCUCAUGGACAAGGAACAAAGGAGGCAGUAUGACAAGGACAAUCGAGUGAACCCUAUGAAGGCUUCUCAAGCGUGGAUGGAGUGGCUUAUUAAGAAGCGAAAAGCUUUUGACCAGCGGGGUGAUAUGGCGAUUGCGGCAUGGGCUGAACAGCAACAGCGUGAGAUGAAUAUUCGUGUGCGCCGUCUCUCUCGUUCAAAGAGCUGUUUGAUUGUUAACCAUUGCAAGAACCUUCAGAUUGAUCCAGAUGAAGAGCGCAGACUUCUAGCAAAAGAGAAAAAGGCGACCUUAGAAAACUACAAUAACACAUUGAGGCGACAUACGCUUGUCUUGAGGAAAAGGGAUUUGAUGCGAAAGAAAGCAGACGAGGAAAAGAAAAAAGUUAUCAGCAGGCUUCUUGCAGCUGAAGGGCUUGAGCUUGAGACUGAUGAGGAAGACUUGUAGAUAAAUGUCGGAAAAAGUUAUUUUAUGCUUGUUUAUGGGUAAUCUAGUACCAUUCCUAUUAUAUAUCUUAGAGUACACGCAAACGCAAUGUAUAUAUUCGUUUCCGUGAUUUUUAAUAUUUUACAGAUGUGAAUGUGGUCUAUCCAUCACAAAAGAUACAUACAUGUAAAUAUUAGUGGCCGUUCAUUUCU